AUGGUACAAAGUGUGGGCGUCUCGCGGGCCUACGCGGUCCUUCGGAAGCUUGAGCUGCUGCGCCAACUGGACGUGCUGGACCCGCUGCCGCCGGAUACCGACACGGAUACCGGCAGCACUGUGUCAGAUGCCGCGCGGGGCAACUGUCGGCCGGCUCUUGCGUCGUCACCGUCAAUGGCUGCCCGCCACGCUGCGGAGAAAUGGCCUCGACAGGACACGUCUCCCAUCACCGCUCCCCACACUGACAGCAUCGGCCGGAAGCAGAAGACAGCAGACGCACUGUGGUGUGACGAGGCAGAGUCAACGGAGCUUCUGCGCCUGCAAGAGGAGAUACCAACGCACUCCAUCGAUUCGCCAAUUGUGAGUGACAGUUGCAGAGAACCACAUAUGGUGCAAGGGUACAGUUACAUCACUACCGAGUCUGCGACGACAGGGAGGCGAAUUUCGCAGCACCCCACGGUGAAUGGAAGGAAUCAGGCAUUACAGCGUGUUCUACAAGAAAUUGUGGCAAUGCGGAAACAGGCCAGUGGGAAGGCAGGGAAUUCUGGCCAGGGAGACGUUUAUAAAUGCCCACAGCAGCUGCCGUGCGAAGUGGCAGGUGGUGUCCCGUGUGCCUUAAGCGGCGGCAUAAGGCGGGCGUUGCCGCGGUUAAUGUCGCCGUCGCCGGACGUUGUUGAGGACGAGGACGUUUUCUUUGAUGAGUUGCCUCUUUCACUUUCCACAGGGGCCCGCGGCACAAAGCGGCAGGAGGAGGGGCAACGCCCUGAACAGAGGAAGAGGGCUCUGACUCAGUACCAGCACGAAUUUUCUCCUCCUGAUGAAGAGGGUGCAAGUGACGAUGUCUCGCGUACAAAGGCUACGGAGGAGCAAGCUUCCGCCGUGGUUCCACAGCGACACAGCCCAACGAGGAGGACAAAGGAUGCGCCUACUUCCUCGGCCGUGAGUGAGUACACCAAGUCACUCCUGCGCCAGCGGCAGCAGUGUCAGGGCAAACCACAAGUUGAAAUUCAACAACAACGGGGGGACCAACAAAGCAAGGCUGUUAAGCCACAUACGCAAUCCGAGCUGACACUUUCGACAACCUUUUUCUCACCCAUCACCCGUGUUGCAAAUCGUAACGAGGACCUCUCACCUCUCCCCAGUAGAGGUUUGGACUUUGAGAGCGUGCAGAGAGAGGUUUUGAAUCCACCACUUGGUGCAUACCUGCAAGAGAUGACAAUCAUGGGUUCAGCCGAGAUGCAAGAAAAGCUGCGUGGGAUGGAGGGCUGUUGUGAUGUGUCUGCAGUGCGAUGUCGAGAUUGGUUCGCACUCACAGCUCUUGCAAACGCGCAUGGUGCUGUUCGCCACGUCAUGCUCCCACUGCUUCUUGCAGAGUUGACAGAAAGAGCUGAAUCGAAGGAAGAGGGCGACAGUGAUGCCAAUUCACGUAUGUCGCAUAUUCUUUGCGCCUUGAUUGGGUUUGGAGAGCUGGCAGUGAGUGCCCUUUCACUGCUGCUUGAAAUGCUCACCAACACUCUCGGGUGUUCUAGACUUGUGGCUUUGGCGAUACGGUCCGUGGGUGGCGAUGAGGGUCUGCGUGCACUUUGUCGUGUGGCGCGUUGCGAUCGCCUGGAUUCAAGUGUCCGUGCGGCCGCCAUUUACGGUAUUAGUACGCUGGCAUAUCCUGUGCUGGGCCAUACGACUGUUUACUGCGUGGGGACGCCUGGGUUGAGUGAUGUGGCUGUCUUCUACCAGCCCCCGGUGCCUGCGAGUUACAUAGAGGUGGGGAGCAAUGGCGAGCGGCGCCGGGAACCGUCUUUGCAGUGUCCACCGCCGUAUCGACCCACACACAUCAUACUGAGUGCUGAGCUGGUACGUAAGCAACUAAUUCAGUUCACCGUGUCAAGGAAUUUUAGACGUGCAACGAGUAGUUAUGAAACCCUGCCACUUGUUCUGAACGAUUUUGCCCAUGAUGCAUCUGAAGCAUGCCUGCAGCAAGGAAUACCUGACGAUGUGCAGGAGGCGCUGCGUCAGUGUGCGCUUGAGCUCGACGUGCCACAUGCGUUACCCCGUGUACUGCCAUUUUCGUACGAUCCACAUUAUGUUGGUCGUGAGGAGGAACUCUUUUCCAUUGAGGAGACCCUCAUGACAAUUCUCCACGAUCGAGGAACACCGUUGGAUGUGAUAGAGCAGACACUCGUGUCCAUUGCAUCGCUUCCGGAUUUCGCUACGACACACGCGGCGUCACCUGUCCUUGAUUACGUUGUUCAUUGUGUGUCACGCUUUGAACAGCGGGACGGGGAUGCCUUAUAUGGAGAGGAGGGCGUUCUUGUGGCGGGACUUGUAGCACUGGGGCGCCUGCUGCGGAAUGAGGGGACCCCACCCAGCGUGAUUGAUACUGCCUGCGUUGUGCUGCUGCAUAACCUGUCCUCGCCGUCGUGUCGGCUGCGUCACGCUGCCUGCAUUGGACUGGGCGAGGUGGGUUCUGUGUCGAAUAAGCGAGGGGACAUCGUCCGCGCGCUCACUGCAUCCCUGAGUGAUGCUACGAUGAAUCACGAGACUGUCGCAUGGGCGCUCACCCGCCUGGGACUCCGCGGCGUGCGGGUGCUGUUAGACCGCAUCGCUCCUCCUCUUAGUGCUGGUGCUGGCGGUGGUCGUAGCAGUAACGGUAGCAACAGGCCGGAAAUCAACAAUGACAAUCGGCGUCACGCUGCGGAGGUACUCCCAAUCUCGACACGCAUAAUGUGCGCGCGGGCGCUGGGUAAAGUUGAAUUCUUGACAAUUUCGCUUGGAAUUCACGAGGACGCACGCCGAUUGCAGGAGGAGUUGGUGCGAGGACUCGCUGCGAUUAUUGCCUCUGCCCAGCUGGAGGAGGAUGUUGCGCUGGAGUGUGCCUAUGCCCUUGGGGAUGCGGUGGGCGUGGGCGUUGAUGGCGGGACGCCAACGCCGUGCCGGGAUGAGGAGGCGGCAAACUACUACCGCAGCGAGGCCCCGAAUGAGGCCUUUGAGGUGUUGAAGGGGCUUAUUGAGGCGGUCUUGCUUCCCCUUUCCGUGGAGAAGGCGCUGUUUUACGCACUUUGCCUCUACGGUGGGGCGCACGGUGAACUGUACGCUUCCCAAACGGCCAUUCAAAGCUCUCUCGUGGUGCUGCGCGCUGCGGCGGCCUUUGCCUUGCGGGUAUCUGGGGGCAAAGUCAUCCGCACCGUUGUGAUGGCUCUCAAUGAUGACGACGCCAGUGUACGGGUCGAGGCGUUUGACACGUUGGACGCCGUCGGCGUUGAGGCCGUCCUGGCGGUCCUGCGGAUGCGGCCCCACAAACACACUCAUCAGGUGAUUGCGGCGCUGCGGGACUGUCUCCUGCGGGACAUGGGACGCGAGACAAAGCGUCAGGCCGCCCAGGACCUUUAUGCAGCGUUGGUGAGAGCUUGA
Molecule: messenger RNA, 3408 nt
Organism: Trypanosoma rangeli
Lineage: Eukaryota; Euglenozoa; Kinetoplastea; Trypanosomatida; Trypanosomatidae
Product: serine/arginine repetitive matrix protein 1
Exons: 1
Coding region: 1-3408 (1135 amino acids)
Source: RefSeq, a predicted model, not a curated record